AUGAACGCCAUAGUGACUUCUUUCCUUUACAAGAUGUAUGACAACAAAGACAAGGUCCCUUGGCUUCCGUUCACGCAAUUUUUGAGGACCAUUGCACAGCGUCCUGAUCUGGCUUUACUUGUGAAGGAUGUGCGUGUUCGAAGGUGGAUGACGGAGCGAUGCAAGGCGGAGGCGGAAUUCGGCAUCGCGCGAGGACAAGGCACAGAUACCUCCUUCAUGGACGUACUUUCUUAUCAGGACCAGGUGUUGUUUGUAAAUGUGGCGAAGCAGAUAGGCCUCAUUGACGCCCACGCUGAUACCGGAGAGUGGGAUAUGGAUUCUACAGAAAUUAGGUAUAGUGCAUACAUUGCAGUCGAGUAUUAUGACUUCAAUAAGGCGGAUUCUGACGCAGAAGAUUCGAAUACGGGAGGACUUCCAGCGGAUGCUGGUGAAGAGGAGGUUGCGGAAGUGCAGGAGGAGAAUGUAGAUGAGCAAGGCGACAAUGACGAAGAUGAGAACGACGGCGGCGAUGAAGGUGAUGGAACCGACGAGGACUCCGAUUCAGAUGACUCCGCUUCUGACUCGGAUGCCAAGUUGGAGGCCGAUGCAUAUGUGGUAGACAUGCCUUCAGACGACUCGGAUGAUGAGGAUGGCCCCGACCCUACGGACGAAGAAGCGCACCGAAUCAGGGCUGCACGAUAUCUCAGAGAGCGAUGGGCAGACGUACGGCUAAGGCGGGACGCAGAUUGGCCGAGAAUGCUCUACACCAGCGUUGAAGAUGCAGAACUCGUCCUAUUGCUUGCCCUGCUUCCGAAGCUUGAAAAGCUCCAACUAGAUGGAAUACCGAACACCCCGUUUCUUUGCUGGAAGUCGUUCGUUCAAGAGUCAUCGGAUAGUCUGAAGUGUCUCCAGACUCUCAAUAUCAAUGUGGGAUCUAAAGGGUCUGCAAAAGCUCUGCUAAGCGGUUGCAAAGCGUUAGAGACAUUUGAAUUCAGUCGCCACAAACAUUAUGAGCGAAUGACAUUACAGGCUAUGGAUGACGCAAGCUUUCAACCGAGAUCUGUCAUAAAAAUGCUUCAAUCACAGCGGCAUUCCCUAAAGAAUUUGAGGAUUGAACAUCGAUACAGAUCUCCGGGAUUUGGAGCAGGAGGACCUCUAUUUUUCUAUCCGUCGGCAUCUGACGAUGCACAUGAACUAUUCAUGGGCCCAUUGGUUGACUUCGAAAAACUGGAGACUUUAUGGACAAGCUACGAAGAUCUCAUAAGUCCAGAAAAUGAUGAAGAAGUCGGGCCAGCUCUAGAGGACCCUUGCCUUUCAGACGUCCUACCGCCAUCUAUCAUCACCUUGAAUUUGAGUGGUGUUCCCGAAGAUAGUGUGGCUCAAGUAGUGAGAGUUGCAGAUCUUAGUCCUGAAUCUUAA
This is a messenger RNA of Mytilinidion resinicola, 1398 nucleotides long. RefSeq lists its product as uncharacterized. NCBI's taxonomy places the organism in Eukaryota, Fungi, Ascomycota, Dothideomycetes, Mytilinidiales, Mytilinidiaceae. Bases 1 to 1398 code for a protein of 465 amino acids. The transcript is spliced from 2 exons. The record is from RefSeq and is a predicted model, not a curated record.